Messenger RNA from Panicum virgatum (switchgrass), 3134 nucleotides. RefSeq lists its product as uncharacterized. Gene Ontology annotation, biological process: DNA transposition. Gene Ontology annotation, molecular function: DNA binding; zinc ion binding; transposase activity. The transcript is spliced from 4 exons. NCBI's taxonomy places the organism in Eukaryota, Viridiplantae, Streptophyta, Magnoliopsida, Poales, Poaceae. The record is from RefSeq and is a predicted model, not a curated record. Bases 369 to 3134 code for a protein of 921 amino acids.
ACCAUUACAAUUCUUGUGCUUUGGAGAAGUACCAUUACUAUUCGCCUAUUCGGAAAGAUACCAUUACAAUUCUAGUUUUGUCACAGCAACACCAUGGAGUACGUAUCCGAUGGACUCGGGCCCAACCGCAGGCGUAUACCCCCGUCCGUUUUCCCGUAUGGCCCAUUUUGCCCCCGGCUCUAGAGGUAAAGGGCGUCGGGCCUCCUCUGUCUUCCGCGGCCGACCGCUAUCGUCGUCCUCCUCUGUCCUUCCCCUUUCCCUCGCCGUUGUGCUCCCCAAACCCUAGCUGACGGCGGCGAAUCCAACUCUGGCGCCGGCGGCGAGAAGAACCAAUCCGAAGGCCGUUGCGAUGGACCCUGUAGACCGCAAUGGGUGAUCCGCAGCCGCGCCUUCCGUUGCGCUCUCCGGUGGAGAUGGCGAACGACGACAGCGGGGUUUCAUUGUUCUCACUAGCUCUUAAAGUUGAAGGAUUCAGUUCCACAGACAGUAGUGGUAGAAAAGCAUACACAAAAGGACGCGUGAUUAAGUGGGAUGUUGAAGUAGGUUCUUUUUCUUUCGAUUUGCUGAUGAAUAGCCUGCGCAAUGAGUUCCAGUGGUCUAGUAGUCAGUCUGCUAGUGUAUGGUUCUAUGACAAAAGGAUGGGGGAAGAUGUCAAGCUAGAGAAUGAUUUGCAGAUGCAUGACAUUUUCGAAAUGUAUAAGGAUCAGAUGCAAUGCGACUUUAUUGUUGGGGUUUUUGACAGUUGUCAUAGACAGGCUUAUGAGUUUGAUGCUUUAGAGCCACUUUGUGUGAUCCCACCUGUUUAUUUUGGUGAUGAUAACCCUGAUCAGAUCCCACCCAAUAGCAAAGACAUGCCGGCUGGACUUGGUAAUGAUGUUGCCGAUCCAAUUGACCAUAAUUCUGGGGAGGCAGAAUUUUUACCAAUAGAUCCAGAUCCUGAGCUUGAGGCUGACAGGGAGCCUGAUAUCUUUGACAAUAGUGAGGAGUAUGUUGGAGUUGAUGAUGAGGUUCAGUUCAUGCCUGUACCAUCUCCUCGGGCAACUAACAAUUCAGCCCCAGAAUCAUCUAACAAUGCUGAAUAUCCUUCUUUUCAUGAUGCUGAUGAAUUUGAUGGGGUUCCCAAUGCUGAAGGAGAAACUCCUCCUGAGGCAGAGGUAAAUGAUGCAGAUCCAGAGGAGGUUCAGGUUAUCCAUGAUCCAGAAAACCCCAAGAUAGAAGUGGGAGAAAGGUUUCCUGAUAUUGUUGCAUUUAGGAAGGCAGUUAGGCAUUAUGCAGUUCUGACAGGGUUUGAGUUUGACAAGGUCAUCACAGACCAGACUAGGUUCAUUGCCAAGUGUAAAGCUGAAGGAUGUCCUUGGCGCAUACAUGCUUUAAGAAUCUCUCAUGGCAAGACAAUAGAGAUCAAAGUAUUGCCUGCAAAGCACAAUUGUCCAACUACUAAACUGAGAGAAGGGAGAAUGGCAACACAAGGCUGGUGUGCAGAUAGGUUGGGGGAUUGGCUGAAGAGAAAUCCAACUAAAGGUCCAAAGGAUUGUAAGGAAAAAUUAGAGGGGGAUUAUGGUAUCAAGCUCAAGUACUCCAAAGCAUGGUCAGGCAUGAAGGUAGCACUAGAGCAGAUCCAUGGAAAGUAUGAGGAGAGUUUUCAGCUUCUUUUCAACUGGAAAGCUCAGAUUGAGCAGUCAUCACCUGACAGCAUAGUGCAGAUAGAGUGUGAGAGGGUUCAGAAGAAGCAAAGGUUCAGGAGAAUGUUUGUAGCUCUUAGACCUUGUAUUGAUGGAUUCCUAGAGGGGUGCAGACCAUUUAUAGGUGUUGAUGCAUCCAAUUUGUAUGGCAAGUACAGAGGACAGUUGGCAUCCGCAACUGGUGUAGAUGGCCACAAUUGGCUGUAUCACAUUGCAUAUGCAAUUUUUGAUAAAGAGAAUGAGGACAACUGGGUUUGGUUCAUGGAACAGUUGCACAGAGCCAUUGGCAAUGUUCCAAACCUAGUUAUUUGUACAGAUGCUUGUAAAGGUCUAGAGACAGCAGUUGGAGCUGUAUUCCCUAAUGCUGAAAAUAGGGAAUGCAUGAGGCACCUGUACCAGAAUUUUAUGAAGCAGUACAUAGGUGAUGUCUUCACUGAUCACCUGUAUCCAGCUGCUAGGAACUACACAACUGGAAUGUUCCAGUGGCACAUGAAGAAAAUAUUUGAGUUUGCACCUGACACAAUUGAGUAUCUGGAGACACACCACAGUAGAAUAUGGUAUAGAUGUGGGUUCUCUGAAAACAGCAAGUGUGAUUACUUGACCAAUAAUGUGUCAGAGAGUUUCAAUGCUCAAGUGAAGAAGUUCAAAGGGUUGCUGUUGCAUGAACUAGUAGACAAGCUGAGGGAGCUCAUAAUGGAAAAGAGAUACUUGAGAAAGAAACUGGCUAGGCAGUGGCCAGAAGGAAUUCUGCCUAAUGUCAUGAAAGAAUUGAAUUUGAUUAGCAACCAGCUUAAGGUCAUAAAAGUUACAGUGAGUGAUGAUUACAUAGCUGAAGUCACCCUUUUGGACCAUUGGAACAAUAAAAAACGGCACACAGUGGACCUGCAGAAUCACAAAUGCUCUUGCAGGGAGUGGCAAGUUACUGGGAAGCCAUGUAGACAUGCUUUGGCCUGGAUAUUGUCUAAUAGGGGGAUCAAAAUUGAAGACUAUGUCCAUGAGUACUACUCAGUGGCUAGGUUCAAGAAAGCUUAUGAAGCCAGAGUUGAGGGAAUACCAGAUAGGUCCCAGUGGCCUCAAGUGGAUCUUGGUUUCAAAGUGCAUCCACCAUUGUUGGGCAGAGGACCAGGGAGGCCAAAGGUGCAAAGGAUUAGAGGGUGCAUGGAAAAAAGAACCACAAAGAAAAAGGUUAAAUGCAGCAGAUGUCGUGCACUAGGCCAUUUUGCAAAAACUUGCAAAGAGCCAGAGGUUGGUGAAGAUGGCGCAAAAGGGUUGAGCAGGAAUAAAAGGAAGAAGUGCACAGAAGAUGAUGCUGGCCCCUCCAAUGUGAAGAAACAGAAGACUCAACAGAAAAAGAAAGGUACCCCCAAAAAGAAGAAGACCCCUGCAAAGAAGAAGCAAAGAGGGCAGAGGCAAACCCACCUCCCACUGUUGUCACCAGCAUCCGAAAAUUAG